Diuraphis noxia (Russian wheat aphid) is the source of this 3807-nucleotide messenger RNA. It is a transcript of the gene dia, whose product is annotated as diaphanous related formin 1. Gene Ontology annotation, biological process: actin filament polymerization; actin cytoskeleton organization. Lineage: Eukaryota; Metazoa; Arthropoda; Insecta; Hemiptera; Aphididae. Gene Ontology annotation, molecular function: actin binding; small GTPase binding. Gene Ontology annotation, cellular component: actin filament. The record is from RefSeq and is a predicted model, not a curated record.
CGUGUUGUUGUUGUUGUAACUUAAUUUUAAGUGUUUUAUUACGAUUAUUAUUUGCCUUUUAUAAUAUAUAAUAUAUAUCAAACAAACUAAAAAAUCAUUUGGUGAGUAACGUAUACACGUCGAAAUGUUCAAACCGGUGCUAUUCUACUAGAUUCCAUCAUUAACUACGCUUUCACGAUUCCUGCAUUGUUUCAUUUACUGAUACAUAUUAUUAUGUAUGGUAGUAACAUUCAACAGGUUUUUAAAUGUUGAAAGUAAUCAAUAUUCAACAGAAUAAACAUGUCUCGCGGAGAAAAAACCAAGCCAACCACUGGUUUUCUAGAUACAUUGUUUGGACGACCAAAAAAAUAUGGGUCAGCAGCAGCAUCACCCAUCGGUGGUGUCGGUGGCAAUGGUAUCUACAGCAGUGGAAGUACAUAUGGUGCUGGCAGCCGUUCUUUGCCACGUAUUAACUCGGAUAAUGAUAUUUCAUCAGGUGGCCACAACGAUGCAGAUGAGUGUGAAAUGUUUAUUGAACAUUUAGAUGUAGAAGCACUCAAUGAUAAGUUUGAAGAAAUGCUGGAUGAUAUGAAUUUAACAGAAGAGAAAAAAACCCCAAUAAGAGACCAAUCGGUUGUGAAUAAAAAGAAAAUGUUAAUGAUGCAUUAUAAAAAGUCAAAUAAUGAAGGAAAUAAAAAAACAUGUGACAAACCUACAGAGUAUAUCCAAUAUCUUUCUCAACCAGAUUUAAGUGCCAAUAAGACAUAUAAUUGUGUAGUAUCUCUCCGUAUUGCUUUAACUAAUCAUCCAUUAAGCUGGGUUAGUGAAUUUGGCACCGAAGGAUUGCGUCAAGUAUUAUCUGUGCUCAAUGAAUGUUAUCGCAAUGAUGGUAAAAAUGCUCAGUUUGCUCGUAUACAAUAUGAAUGUAUCAGAUGUUUAAAAGCAAUCAUGAAUAGCACUGUUGGCUUAAAACAAAUGUUUGGACACAAAGAAGCAUUGACCGUUAUUGCUCGAUCGCUUGAUAUUAAUAAGCCUGCUGUUAUGUUGGAGGCUGUAAAAGUCUUAGCAGCUGUUAGCUUAAUACCUCCAAAUGGUCAUGAGAAAGCUCUUGAAGCUAUAACUAUGAGUGCUGAUAUUGAAAAUCGUUGUCGAUUUUUACCUAUCGUUCAGGGCCUAAAAACUAUAGGAAAUGAAGCUUUGAGAGUAGCUUGCUUGCAGUUUAUUAAUGCCAUUGUAUCCACGCCUGAAGAUUUAGAAUUUCGUGGUCAUCUACGAAAUGAAAUCAUGCGAGCUGGCAUGUAUGAUGUUAUUGAUAGCUUAGAAAAAGAUUGCAGUGAAGAUCUCAGUAGACAAUUAAAUAUAUUUAAUGUACAUAAAGAAGACGAUUAUGAAGAAUUGGUCCAAAGAUUUGAUAAUGUACGCAUGGAUUUUGAUGACGUUGGAGAUUGUUUUGAUGUUAUUAAGAACAUUGUGGCUGAUUCGCCUGCUGAACCAUAUCUAUUGUCUAUACUUCAACAUUUUCUAUUUAUUAAAGAUGAUGUUUCUAUCAGGCCUGCUUUUUACAAACUUAUAGAAGAAUGUGUAUCACAAAUUGUCUUACAUCGCAAUGGCUGUGAUCCAGAUUUUCAUGCUACUAAGCGUUUUCAAAUAGAUGUACAACCAUUAAUUGACACUGUUGUUGAAAAAUCUAAAGCUGAAGAAGAUAGAAGAGUUGAAGAGUUAAAAGAUAAAUUAGAGCACGCCGUAGCUACUCGCCAAGAAGCAGAAGCCAAAUUAAUUCAAGCUGAAACCACAAUAAAAGAGUUCAUGUUAAACUCAUCUAUGGAAAACAAUGGGAAACCAGGAUUAAAUAAAAAGCAAGAUGGAAAUACUGGUGUUCCACCUCCACCACCACCGCCGCCGCCACCACCACCACCACCUAUUGGUGGUAAUUUCCCACCUCCGCCUCCUAUGCCUGGUUCUGCUGGUCCACCUCCACCACCACCACCACCAAUGCCUGGAGGUGGUCCUCCUCCACCUCCGCCAUUACCAAGUAUGACGGGGGGUGGAAUACCUCGUCCACCACCGCCACUUGGUAAUUUAGGAUCUCAACUACCUCCUGGUCUUAAACCUAAGAAACUGUGGCAUGUAGAAGGUAUUAAGCGAGCAAACUGGAAAAGUAUAAUACCUCAAAAAGUAUCUGACAAAUGUUUUUGGGCACGUGUUCAAGAAGAAGCUUUAGCAUCUAAUGAUAUAUUACAAGGGUUAUCUGAAAAGUUUUCAUCAAAACCAGCUCGAAAAAAACCAGAAGAUUCCACUGACAAGACAAUGACUCUAAAGAAAGUAAGAUGUUUAAAAGUAUUAGAACCAAAAGCUUCGCAAAAUCUUUCUAUUUUAUUGGGCGGUUCACUAAAACAUUUAAGCUAUGCUGAUGUGAAACGCGGUGUUCUUAAAUGUGAUGAUGUAGUAUUAAAAGGCAAUGUACUGGAUCAACUUAUCAAUUAUUUACCACCACCAGAUCAAUUAAAAAAACUAAGAGAUUUGGAUUGUCCUUUUGAGGAUCUUGUAGAAGCAGAACAAUUUGCUGUAACUAUGGGAGAAAUUAAAAGACUGCUUCCUAGGCUAAAAUCUUUAAGUUAUCGACAACAUCAUCCUGAGAUGGUACAAGAUAUUAAGCCAGCUAUUGUAGCAGGUACAGCAGCUUGUGAAGAAGUUAAAAGUGGUGUUAAAUUUAAUAAAAUGUUGGAGCUUAUUUUAUUAUUGGGGAAUUAUAUGAAUAGUGGUUCACGAAAUGGGCAAGCCUAUGGUUUUGAGAUAAGUUUUUUACCAAAACUCGCUGCAAUAAAAGAUGUAGAAAAUAAGUCAACUCUUCUUCAUUAUCUUGUUGAUAUCGUUGAAAAAAACUAUCCAGACCUAAUUACAUUUGGUGAUGAGCUAACACACUGUGAUAGAGCUGCUAGAGUAUCAAUUGAUGUUAUACAAAAAACAUUACGUAUUAUGGAUACGAGUUUACGUAACCUCGAUGUAGACCUUGCUAAUAAUUGUAGUAAACAACAAUGUGGUGAAGAUGAUUUAUUUUCAGAAGUUAUGACUCCAUUUGCAAAAGAAGCCAAGUCACAAUUUGAAUUGUUACAAAAUAUGUGUAAGAAAAUGGAAGCUUUAUAUGAUGAUUUAGCUGAAUAUUAUGUAUUUGACAAGUCAAAAUAUACCUUAGAAGAAUUUUUCACCGACCUUAAAGCAUUUAAAGAUAGUUUCUAUGAAGCUCAAAGAGAAAAUCAUAAGCUAAGAGAAGCUGAAGAAAAAAGUCGUCGGGCUCGAGAUGCUCGUGAUAAAGCAGAGAAAGAAAAAAAGGAACGAGCAGCACGUAAAAAAGCACUAAUUGAUAUGAAUGCAGAUCAUACACAAGAAGGUGUAAUGGAUAGUUUGUUUGAGGCAUUGCAAACUGGUUCUGCAUUUAGUCGCGAUCAAAGACGUCGAAGACCAGGUGGCACAAAUACCGGAGAUGAUAAAAGAGCUCCAUUAUUAUAUCGCAGUCGAUCAAGGACUGCUUUUACUGAGCGAGAUUUACCAACUACACGAGUUCAACAUUAACAAUUCUCAUUGCAGUUGCUUAUAGAUGAAAUUUGGUGCAAAUUUUACAUUUUGUUAUUUCCGUAAAUCAACUAGGUAUUCAACUGUAUUUUGUAUUAAUUCAAAUUAAAUAUUUACUAUUUUCAUCAACAAUAUUUUAUUUGUGAUAAAUUAAUUAUUUAAAAAUAACUUAGAACAAAACAUGCAGUAAUAUGAUAUGCAAUAAUAUGUGAAUAGUAAAAGAGGCAUAUUAAGUAUGAACAUUUUAUACAUAAUUCA